UUGCUAUUUAACAGUUAGAGUUAGUUAAGCCGUAACAAGUAUGGCAUCGGGAGAUGAGGUUUUCACAACAAACUAUAACAAUUUGACAGAGCUGCAAUUUACCACAGAUAUUACAGAGAGGUCAAGUUACAAAAGACCAUUCAACGAAAAUGGAAUCAUUUUUACUGCUACUGUGUUUUUUCCAUUGGCGAUUUUUGGAGUCUUGGCAAAUUUGUUAACCUUUUUAGUGAUCUACAAUUCUCCAAAACUGAGGUCCACGUUUAAUUUCUUCAUCAUGAGUUUAUGUGUAUCAGACUUCUUGUCGUCGUUCAUUAGUCUUCUGUUUGUAUAUAGACGGACUUGGGGGUUUGAGGAAUGGACCAUAUCAGAUUUCUUAUGCAAGUUUUAUUGGGCAGUAGACACUGGGACAUCUGUAUCGACUUCGUUACAUAUCAUCAUGUUCAGUUUGUUACGUUUCGUGUCAGUUUCUUUCCCGCACAAGUAUAAUCGAAUUAAAUUCUUUGAAACGAAGAUCAUUAUUGUUAUGAUUUGGAUAAUAUCUGCGGGCGGAGGUGCAAUUCCAUGGAGUAUUUGGACGGGUGCUGUUAAGAUAGACCGCAACGUUGUUUCAACUGUUUCUUCAUGGCCGUCGUGUACUGUUCUACUUCAAUGGAUAAACCAGUUCAAAUCCUACACUGUAUAUGGAUACAUCGUCUUUUACUACGUCCCGUUUGCUUUGGUUUUGAUUAUGUCGGUUUUGGUCACCGUAUCAUUGCAUUACAAGCGCAAAUACAGACUCAAGGGAAAAGCAACUGAUUAUCACAAGAAAGACAUUGCUGAAAUAAUGAGACGGCGAAAAGAAAACCAAGCGAUCGUACAACUAUUCCUAAUAGUUGGGUCAUUUUUUAUUGGAUACAUUCCAAGAACAGGUUUUCAUGUCUUUUCUCUGCUGGUGCAACAGAAAACAUACGAAGAUAAAGCACUACAUUGGUGGCUUGGUGUUGGAGAGUAUUUAUGUCUCCGUGUUAGUGAGUGCUUGAAUCCUAUAUUUUACAACCUAGCUUCCAGUAAAAUGCGAAAGGAAACGACAAACUAUUUGAAAAGAAUGUGCAGGGUUAGAACAGGCGGUGUACAACCAACAACAGCAAGUGAUAUUUCAACAUUCAACUGA
This is a messenger RNA of Ciona intestinalis (vase tunicate), 1150 nucleotides long. NCBI's taxonomy places the organism in Eukaryota, Metazoa, Chordata, Ascidiacea, Phlebobranchia, Cionidae. The record is from RefSeq and is a predicted model, not a curated record.